UUAUUUCUGUGGGGGAGUGCGCUGUGUGUUUUGCUGCGUCCUCCGCUCGGCUUUUCCCAGAGGUGUCCACGCGGAAGCCAACUGCUAAGGGGAGGCACGGCGUCGAGCCGAGCUAGUCUGAGGAAACCGCCGCCGCCUCAGCCGCGCGCGCGGGCCCGUCCAGGGCGUUAGUUCGUCGGCGCGCAGUCGCGGGCCUCGGGCCGCGUCCCCAGGGCCAUGAGUUACGGCCGCCCGCCUCCCGAUGUGGAGGGCAUGACCUCCCUCAAGGUGGACAACCUGACCUACCGCACCUCGCCCGACACCCUGAGGCGAGUCUUCGAGAAGUACGGGCGCGUCGGCGACGUGUACAUCCCGCGGGAUCGCUACACCAAGGAGUCCCGCGGCUUCGCCUUCGUCCGCUUCCACGACAAGCGCGACGCCGAGGACGCCAUGGACGCCAUGGACGGGGCCGUGCUGGACGGCCGCGAGCUGCGGGUGCAGAUGGCGCGCUACGGCCGCCCCCCGGACUCGCACCACAGCCGCCGCGGCCCGCCACCCCGCAGGUACGGGGGCGGCGGCUACGGACGCCGGAGCCGCAGCCCGAGGCGGCGUCGCCGCAGCCGCUCCCGGAGUCGGAGCCGCUCCCGGUCCCGGAGCCGGUCUCGCUACAGCCGCUCCAAGUCCCGGUCCCGCACCCGGUCGAGGUCGCGGUCGACGUCCAAGUCCAGGUCGGCGCGCAGGUCCAAGUCCAAGUCGUCGUCGGUCUCCCGAUCGCGCUCGCGCUCCAGGUCCCGGUCCCGGUCGAGGAGCCCGCCCCCCGUGUCCAAGAGGGAGUCCAAGUCCAGGUCGCGAUCCAAGAGUCCCCCCAAGUCUCCGGAAGAGGAAGGAGCGGUGUCCUCUUAAGCAAAUGAUGUGUCCACGAGCAACAUAACAGAGGACUUGGGGGAAAAGGACCCACACACUCAGUCCAUUGAAGAGCCCUUGGAGCAAGCAACUGGCUAUUGAAAAGGUUAUUUUGUAACAUUUUGUCUAACUUUUUACUUGUUUUAAAGCUUUGCCUCAGGUGGCAAACUUCAUUUUAUGUGCCAUUUUGUUGCUGUUAUUCAAAUUUCUUGUAAUUUAGUGAGGUGAACGACUUCAGAUUUCAUUAUUGGCUUGGAUAUUUGAGGUAAAAUUUCCUUUUUGUUUAUAUAGUGCUGACUUUUUUUGUUUGAAAUUAAACAGAUUGGUAACCUAAUUUGUGGCCUCCUGACUUUUAAGGAAACGUGUGCAGCCAUUACGCACAGCCUAAAGCUGUCAAGAGAUUGACUCAACAUUGCCUUCAUUCAUUAAAAUUAAAAACCUUCAAAAGUUGGUGUAAAUUUGUUUGUAUAUGUUAUUUACUUUCAGAUCUAAAUGGUAAUCUGAACCCAAAUUUGUAUAAAGACUUUUCAGGUGAAAAGACUUGAUUUUUUUUUUGCAAGGAUUGUUUACCAAACACAAUUCUAAUCUCUUCUCUUAUGUAUUUUUGUGCACUAGGCGCAGUUGUGUAGCAGUUGAGUAAUGCUGGUUAGCUGUUAAGGUGGCGUGUUGCAGUGCAGAGUGCUUGGCUGUUUCCUGUUUUCUCCUGAUUGCUCCUGUGUAAAGAUGCCUUGUCGUGCAGAAACAAAUGGCUGUCCAGUUUAUUAAAAUGCCUGACAACUGCACUUCCAGUCACCCGGGCCUUGCAUAUAAAUAACGGAGCAUACAGUGAGCACAUCUAGCUGAUGAUAAAUACACCUUUUUUUUUUUCUCUCCCCUAAAAAUGGUAAAUCUGAUCAUCUUCAUGUAUGAACUUAAAAUAUGGAAAAUGUUAAGGAAGCAAAUGGUUUGUAACUUUGUAAGUACUUUAUAACAUGGUGUAUCUUUUUGCUCAUUAUUGAAUAUUCUGUAUUAUGACCAUUGUUGCUGUAGUUUAAUUAAAACGUUUUCUUGGUGUUAGCUUUUCUCAGAA
Messenger RNA from Ceratotherium simum simum (southern white rhinoceros), 1951 nucleotides. RefSeq names its product serine and arginine rich splicing factor 2 (gene SRSF2). The record is from RefSeq and is a predicted model, not a curated record. NCBI's taxonomy places the organism in Eukaryota, Metazoa, Chordata, Mammalia, Perissodactyla, Rhinocerotidae. Gene Ontology annotation, molecular function: RNA binding.